GGCAGCGGCCCCGCGCAGGUAGAGCUCGACGCGGCCCGGCGACGGCGCGGCGGGAUGGGGCGGCCCGGGGUCCGCCGCCUCGUGCUGCUCGCCGCCUGCCUGGAGCUCUGCGGGCCGCGCGGGGCGCUCGGAGCAUCCUUUUAUGGCGAAAGCUACGUGGGGCUCAGUAUCACAGAAGUUUCCUCCAGGCUGUCUCUUCAAUUGAGAUUUCAAACCAGCAAGCCACAAGGCUUACUUUUUCUUGCAGCUGGGAAAAUUGACUAUUGCCUAAUAGAACUUCUGUCAGGAAUAUUACAGGUGAAAAUAAAUUUGGGUGUGGGUGAACAGAUCCUCCUUUCUGAACAAAGACUUCGUGUGGACAAUUUGGUUUGGCAUUCUGUGGAACUGGACUAUGGCAAGGAUAAUGUUUUCUUGGUUAUUGACAAGCAUUAUGAGACAACUGGCCAGCUUCGUCGGGGGAUGCACAACUUCACAUUUCACCAUGGAAUCUAUGUAGGAGGUCAUGGGGGCCUCAGUGUCCCUUACCUGGACAGCAAGACCCCCAACUUCAGAGGAUGCAUAGAGGGCGUGGUGUUUAACCAGAGGGAGAUCCUCACAUCGCUUCGGUCUUACCCUGGUUUUAAGAAGGUUUAUGAGGUGUCCCUGGGAUGUAGCGAGGAGUUUUUUGCUGGGAAGAAUGAAGCUAUUAGCUUUUUCAGCUCUAGGUCCUAUGUCGCCUUUCCAGAAUGGAGGGUACAGGGGGAAGGGAUACUGAGAUUUGCUGUGCAAACUGAAACCCAACAAGCCAUGCUUUUAUUUCAGUCAGGUAGAGGAAGAGAUUUUGUUGCUUUGGAAAUACACGAGGGUCGACUGAAGGCUCAUGUUGGAAGGGGAGAAACAGAAACUCAGCUUUCAUCCUUCACCUUGGUCAGUGACAACAAGUGGCAUGUUGUUCAGCUCCGAGUCACGAGGAGGCAUCUGGACCUCACGGUAGAUGAACACGGGGUGAGAGCCAUGCUGCCUCCACAAAGCCAAGCAUUUGUAUCUGAAGGCCCCCUGUUUGUGGGAGGUCUGGAUCACCGGAUGUGGGAAACAGGGCGGGGGCUAGGCCUUGUGUCUGUGCCUGGGAAAUCUGCUCGAGGCAUCUCUCUGAAAGGAUGCCUGAGAGCCUUGGAAGCAAACUUGGAAAAGAGGGCAUUAAGGGAUGCACUUGUUUCCAAAGACAUUUCUGCUGGGUGCACAAGUGAGAGCGUCCAUGGUACAAAUCCUUCGGUGACUGCAGAAGGCCUGUUUCAGCCGGAGCCAUCCCCCUCCACUGUGGUUCCCAGUACCGGUUCUCCUCUGGAAAAUCAAAGUGGCAGUUUUCUGGUUUUGAAUAAGUUGGAAGUCCAAGAAGGUGGACGGGCCUUACUGAGACAAAAGCAUAUCAACGUGAAUGUGGACUUUAUGGAUCUGGGUAUCAACGAUUCUCAGAUACUGUUUCAAAUACAGGAAAUGCCAGCUCACGGUUUCCUUCAAAUAGAUGUUUGGUCUGCACAAGAAAAGGAGAGGACUUUUACUCUGUUAGACUUGAGGCAUGGGAAAGUGUGGUAUGUCCACGAUGGUUCGGAGGAGCCUACAGAUGCUUUUACAUUUUGGGUUUUUUCUAGUAGCAAGAAGGCAAUGCCAUCCCAGCUGCAGGAUCCCAUUCCACAUGUUUUUAACAUUAUUGUCAUUCCAGUGAAUGACCCCCCAUACCUUAAGCUCCCAGAAGGACACUUGCUUCUCUUCGAGAACUCAAAGAAACAACUGACCCCCAAUGUGGUACAGGUGUCAGAUCCCGACACAGAGUCUCAGCAUCUCAGACUUUCAGUUCUUAGCAACUUCAAUGCAGACGCUGGGUUUUUAGAACAUGCCCAUGACCCUGGGAGACCCAUCAAUGGUUUUACACAUGUGGAUUUACAAGAAGGCAACAUUUUCUACGUGCACAGGGGUCACCGGAACUCUCGGAUUGUUCUGAGAGCAACUGAUGGUGAGCUGGUUAGCAAUACCGUGGUGUUGCGUGUCACGGCUGUUCCUUGGGACUUUGAAGUGGCAGAUAGGAAUGGCGUGGUGGUGCCACAGGGUGGUACAGUUCUGAUCACCAAGAGUGACUUGUCAGUGAAGGUAAAUGGUGAACAACAUGAGUUGGACACUCGCUAUGAUAUCACCCGUCCACCUCAGUUUGGCCAAAUUCAGCAUCGGGGAUCCAAUGGGGAAUGGAAAAGGGUCAGUAGCUUUUUUCAACGCUCCGUUGACCAGGGUCGGAUUCGAUACUAUAGUUCAUUCAAAGAACAGCAGCAAGAAAAUGUUACAGAUCACUUUAAAUUUAAAGUUAGCAUCGAAGGAAGAGCAAGCAAAGAGCUCCUGUUUCCGGUGACUGUUCAGUGGCUGAAACUGACACUUCUGAAGAAUAUUCCUCUAGAGAUUAGCGGUGCAAGCAAGAAAAUAUUGGAUUCUGAUCAUCUGCAGGCUGCAACAGAGGGUGUGGAAGUAGCUGAGAGGGAACUCUAUUUCAAGUUACUGAUCCCACCUAAGAAAGGAAACUUGCUACUCAGUAAUGAAGUUCUUAAAACAAGUUCAGUUUUCAGUCAAAAAAAUAUUACAGACUCUAAGGUAAGCUAUGAACCUCAGGGGAGGCCCAGGGAACACUCACAGGAUACUUUUAGUUUUUCAAUUGUUGUUGAACACAUUGAAUCAAAAGACUAUACUUUCAGGAUAAACCUUAAGGCAGAAAAGACACAUGUUAUUUUAAUCAACACCGGAUUAUUUGUAAAAGAAGGGGAAUGGACAUUAAUUUCAAAAUCAGAAUUGUUUGUUCAAACAUCGGACAAUCAUGUCUUCCAAUAUGAAGUCACCAAGCGUCCUCAGCAUGGGGAACUGAAACUGCUCAGCUCUUCCACUUCUCGGGGAAGUGACAAUAGCAUCACUGGAUUCACAGAGGGAGACAUAGAGGGUGGAAGGCUGAUAUAUGUUCACGAUGACUCUGAGACCCAGCACGAUGAAUUCAUCGUUUUGGUCUCUGCCACAGAGCUGGGCCAACAGGGAGGAGUCAGAAGUCUUGACUCCGAGCACAUGCCUGCAGAGAUCAAAGUCAGCAUUUCUGUUGAGCUGAAGAAUGAUGAGAAGCCAGUGCGAGUGGUGGACAAGGUCUUUCAUGUUGUGCGGGAUAGCCAGCGCUUACUGACGCUAGCAGACCUCUGCUUCCAUGACCCGGACUUAGAUUUUGAUGAUGGGCAGUUGCUCUACACUCGGCGUGGCAUACCAAAUGGAGAUUUGGUGAAAGCCAGUGACCCGACUCAGAAGCUUUACCAGUUCCGACAAGAGGACCUCCAGGAAGGGCGUGUGCUCUUCAGGCACCACGGUCCAGACUCUGCCCGAUUCCUGCUGUUUGUGACAGAUGGUGUCCAUUACACGUCAUCCCUCCUGGAGGUCAGUGUGUCAGAGGCCUAUGUCCACAUAGUCAACAACACAGGGUUGCUCGUGCACAGAGGGCGGGACAGCUGCCUCACCACAGCCAACCUGAGCGUCACCACAAACCAAGAUGUCCGAACAGACCACGAAUAUGAAUUCCGUAUCCUGCAACCCCCCAGACAUGGCAGGAUUCUGGUCAACAAUUCUGUGUUCCACUCAUUUUCCCAGCAUGACCUGAAGCAGGGACACGUGAUUUACAGGCACAAUGGCGAUGGGAACUUUGAUGUGUUGAACUUGACAGUGAAAGUUAAAGACGCCUACUUAGACGUGAGCAUUUGUGUUCAAGUGUCCUUGGAGAGUCACCAACGUGACACUCAGAUUCUGCACACGAAGACCCUUAUAGUUGAAGAAGGAAAACAAGUAAAACUGAGCAGAGGAGGGCUCCAGGCUGGGAAUGAGGACGAUAUACCUCUGGAGGCAGUGUUCAUAGUCAGAACUCCACCAGUGCAUGGAUACCUCGAAAAAUCUCCAGCAGAGGACGGCAGCGUGGGUACAGAUGGGAAGUUUCCUCUGAGCUUCACCCAGCAGGAUAUUGACGAUGGCGAUGUCCUUUAUGUACAGACAGCUCCCGGCCAACGAAAGGAUCAGUUCACCCUCGAUGUGACAAAGGGCUCCCACUUUGUAAGGAGAGUGGAAGUGCAUUUGGAUAUCAUCCCUGAGUGGAUACCUCUGGAGGUACAGAAUUUCACAGUUCGAGAAGGGGGCUCCAAAGCACUUCUACAAGACCACCUCAGAAUUCCAAGCAAGUAUUUUGAGAGUCUUGACUGUGAAUUUAUUCUCCUGGAACCACCAAACCACGGUUAUAUUGAAAGUUCCAGUUUUCCAAGAGUAAAGCUAAUGAAAUUUUCCAGGAAACAGGUGGAGCAGGGCUUGAUUUACUACGUUCAUAACGGCAGUGAGGAGUCUCUGGACAGCCUUACCGUCUUGGCCAACAGCUCAGAGCUUGGGAAGCAGAGUCUGCCUCGGACUCUUUUUGUGACUGUUGAGUCUGUAAAUGACCAGAUUCCAGUAAUAACAGCCAAUAAAAUUCUCCAGGUGUGGGUGAAUUCUGUCACUGAGAUGACCAGAGAUGACCUUUGUGCAGAAGAUGGGGACUCUUCCCCACAGGACUUGGUCUACUGGGUCACUCCUCCCAGCAAUGGGCACCUGGCCCUCAAGUCCGUUCCCGGCAGAAGCGUCCAGAACUUCACUCAGGCGCAAAUCGAUGAGGGUCAGCUGGUGUUCGUACACUCUGGAGCAAUGUCAGGAGGCUUUAAUUUCCAGGUAACUGACGGUUUGAAUUUUGCACCUCGGCAAAUCUUCAGCAUCACAGCCAGAGCUCUGAUCAUUAGCUUAGAAGUCAACAGAGGAUUGAGCAUCUUCCCAAGUUCCACGAAGGCACUUUCGUCUCAUGCCCUGAGAGCCGUGACCAGCGAUGACAAGGCAGGAAACAGAACGAUAACCUUUACGGUUGUCAGUCCCCCUAGACUUGGGAGGCUGCUGAAGAUGAACUCUGACAACCGCACAGAGGACGUUUCCGUUUUUACCCAACGUCUGGUCAGUGAAGGGCUGAUCCUAUACCAGCAUGUGGAUCUCGAGAACACAGGGUGGGCAUCAGAAGACUCCUUCACAUUCACAGCAUCCUCCCCUCCUGCAGCAUUGGGUCCAGAGGAUUUCCGGAUUACCAUUUCAUAUGAAGCCAACGAGUCGGGCCGACAAAGCCGGCUGCUUGCAAAUACAGGAGCCUCUGUAAAGGAGGGAGGUGAAGUUCUCAUUGACCAAUCUAAGUUAGAUGCUUCCAACCUCUUACUUCAACUACCCCAACCUCAGAGGUCUUCCCACGAAAUCUGGUUCCAGGUUACAGCUCUUCCUUGCCAUGGAACCAUUAUGGUUGGAGACAGAAACAUCACCACAGGAAAACCCUACUUCUCCCAGCAUAUAGUUAAUGCAUUUGGAGUCACGUAUCUUCAUGAUGACUCUGAAUCAUUGGCUGAUAAUUUUACCUUCGCCGUUUGGCCAAACCCAAAGAACAAGUCCACUAGCAAGCCAGAGGCUGACUUUCUGGAAGAGAUGUUUAACAUUACCAUCAACCCUGUGAAUGAUCAGCCUCCAGAAUUAAAGACCAAAGGGCUUCGGUUGACAGUUCUCCAGGGCAGUAGGUUGGUUGUGGGACCUGAAAUCCUAAAAGUAGACGAUCUAGACAGUCCUCCAAAUGAAAUCCGAUACGUGAUCAUCCGUCAUCCCAACAAUGGCUUUUUGGCAAUGGCUCACGAUCUGGACACCACUGUUCAGCACUUUACACAAGCUGACAUCAAUAAUGCUCAGGUGUGGUUCAUCCAAGAUGGAAGUCCGUCCUCAGGAGUGUUUUAUUUUAGUGUGACUGACGGUGAACAUCGCCCUCUCUACAAGCUCUUCCACCUCGAUGUCAUCCCCAUCACCAUCACUCUGGUGAACCUCACAGACCUGCUCCUCCCACAAGGCCAGACCACCGCCUCCAUCACCAAUGCUCACCUUUCUGCAGUGACCAAUGGAAGGAGCCUGCAGAUUGUCUACAGGAUGACACAACCCCUCCAAAGUGGCCACUUGCUGAUUGGAAACCAGGUGGUCACCAGCUUUGGACAGGAGGAUUUGGACUCGGGAAGACUGUCUUACCACAUGACCAACCUCACCGCCUCCGGAGAUCAGCUGCGGGUCUCCCUGUUUACGGCGGAGAGUAACUUGACAGAGCGGACGCUGGGCAUCAGAGUGCAGCCUUUACUGCGGGUUACACAGCACCUGAAAGUGGCCAACGGGGUGGCCCGUCAGCUGCAGCGAGAGGACCUUGACGCCACCGAGCUAGCUAGCAAGACAAACAGUGACCCCACAUUUGAGGUGACACGACCUCCCACCCACGGACGACUGGUCCGAAGAGCAGUGGGCAGCCCUGUGAUGGAAGAGAUCACUCGCUUCACCCAGAGGGACAUCAACCGAGGUGAGCUGGUGCUUGAGCCGUGUGCUAAUCUAACAGGCACGGACGGACUGAAUGACUCCUUCACCUUCUUGCUCAGCGCAGACCGUGUGCAGCCAGCAACAGGUUAUCUGGCCUUUACCAUAGUGCCACCAGACCCCUUCCCUUUACAGACAUCUACACCACAUGUGCCUUUAUUCAUCACUGGAGAGAGCCUCGUGGCCUCAGUUUUCUUUCAGAAGAAACUUAUGGCUUCUGUUAUAACACAGACGGAAACUCCAGGGAAUCUGACCCAGAUCAGAUGGCGGGGGACUGAUUCCUGGGGACAGCUCAAUGGCAAAGAACCAGAAGGAGAUGGCAAGGUCUUCGCCACCGAGGUCAUUUGGCCACAUGCUGCCACCAAAGCCGUACCUGGGGAAGCCAUACAGCCCAGAGACAGCGGUUAUCCUCUGAUGGUCAUCAUACCCUUGGGUGCUGUUUUCCUCCUCCUGGUGGUGACCGUGGUGGCCCUGUGUGUCUGGCUGCUGAGCCGAAAGGAGGAGAAGGCUAACCCUCUUCUGCAGCCCCAGAGGAACCUUGAAUCCCCAUCUCCCAGCGGCAGAGCGGAGAGGAGUGGAGCUAUUCCCACCGUCACUGUGACUCCCCUGAUGAGGAGCGCCAGCAGCCCGACUCCCAGUCUGUUCCUGCCCCCACGGUGGUAUGAUCAGAUGGCCUCUCCGGGGACUGAACCUGUAGAGAAAUGUGCUCCUUGGGAGGCGUGGGUGAACCUGGAUCCUGACAUGGCCAAGCUCUGUCGACAAACCAACCCAGCACUGAAACAGAACCAGUACUGGGUAUAAAUGGGAUCCGCCCCCACCCGCUCUUCCAUCUCUCUCUUCCACUCCUCCCUCUCAUCUACUUUCUCUCCCUCCUUCUCCCUCUCUCUUUCCCCCAUCUCUCUCUCUCUCUUCCUGUCUCCUCUCCUCCCUCUUCCAUAUUUGUCUUUCCUUGCUCGUAUUGACCACUCACUGCGUACAGGUACUAAGAUCGGGACUGGACUAUAAUGAUGAAGGAAUGAAUGCUGACUGAACAGGAAGGCCACCCUAACUACACAGUCGCUGUCUGGUGCCUUGGCGAGUGCUCUGACAGCACUCCUCGGCUUUCCACAGUGGGCGUGUUUCUGGACCUGCCAUUCUCAAUGCAUAUGCCUCUGUUAAGAAUUACACUCCUCACCAAGGUACUACUGAGCAUCUGGGUUCGACAGGAAGCAGAAGCAUUAACUUGGGGCGUGGAGUUCAAGGGGGAAGAGUUGGUGACUUUUCGUGGUCACUCUUGGUGAGUCAGCAGGAAGUGCCAGUUCUGUCUCCACAGAAGAUGUCAUUUAUUACAUCAGUGAGUCUAUUUAUGUAAUCUUGAUGUGUCAUCUUCUCCUCUGUGGAGCCUUCCUCAUGCCUUGUUCAGAUCGCAGGGCAGUCUGACCGCCUUUGAGGAUAGUCACUGAGCACUUCAUCAAGAAACUUGGUCAUUCUGAUGUAGAAAGUCAAGAAAUAUUAUUUGAAGCCCUGUGGGAUACAAAAGUGUGCUAAAAGCUUUAAAAUUUUUUUUGAUGCCUUAGUUUGGCAUCUUUUUAUAAUAAAUUGAAAUAAUGACAAAUAUGUAAUUGUCUUCUUGAACCAUGGACAACAUUUCUGUCACUAUAAAAUGAAGCUUUAACACUUAUAUUAAGACUGCCUUGAGCUGCGGAAUACAGCGCCCCCACAAGUGGUUUGGACCGAGGCAGGCAAAGGUUUUCUGCGAAGAGGAACAUGGUAAAGAUUUUAGGUGUGUGGAUCACACAUGGUCCCUGCCAUUUGUUUUUCGAUUGUUCAUCCCUCUUAAAACGAAGUUGGUUUUAAGAAAAUGUAAAGAAAGUGUUGGGUCCAGACCACCAAAGUUUAUUAAACCAGAAGCAAACUUUAUUCCAGAAAAAUAAAAAAAAUUAUAAAGCACCGCAGGGCACAAAAGCUUAUCAGCUAGCUGAGACCACAGCCAAUGUUGGAAUUCUGGGGCUGUGGCCAUGAAGGUGGAUACUGGCCCCCUUUUAUAGUAUCAGGCAUGGGGUACAUGCUAGGAGUCACGGAGAAACAUCGGGCAUGGGAUGCGUGCUAGGAGUCACAGAGACACAUCUAUUAAAAGUUAACUUUAGUCCAGACAGUUGUUGGCUAUAAGGGGCAAGGGGGUUAAAAGUUGACCCCUGGCUGCUGGCAGAGGAGCUGGCUGUAAAGCAGAGAGCCAUGGUUAGCAGUUAACCUUCAGAGCUGAUGACUGUCAGUUUUCAGUUCUCAAGCUCAUAAUUUUAUAUUUUUAUAUUCCUGGACCCUUCAGAAAGAAAUUCUUAGCUCUUGAAUUUGGCCUCCAAGACUAUGUAGUUGGCCAGCCUUAGGUUUAGGCAAAAGAAGUAUAUUGAAUUACGUCAGGUAGUGAACCUUCUGGAGGUUGGCAUUCCAAAGCAGGCUCUGGCACUCACAUUAUUAUCAAGGCCAGAAGCUCUUUUGUCCCCUCUGCUCUGCCGUCCUCCAGCUCUUGGUGAUUGUGAGAUGUCAACUGCAGAGCCCAGCAGAGUGAACAUGUUCAAGGCAGAAUCACACAGCACAUGGCUUCUUGUUAGAUUCAUUCUGUUUGUAUUAUUUGUUUUAUCAUAAGGAGCAUUUCUCCCCAUUUUACUUGCUUUUAUGUCUUGCUGUCUAAACCAGGCAGCAUCCUUUCUAGUCUCCGCCAACCAUCAAAAGAGGGAAUGGAGUCUCAUGACUGAUGACCUCUCCUGAGGUCACUGAUCUGCCCAAGUGGAUUUAGAGAAGGAUGAAGGGAUGACUAUUAGGGAGAGGGUGAUAGGGCCUAUUAAAAUACUUUUCAGGUAUUGCAAUCCUUGGGACACCAAGAUCCUGGUUUUUCAAAUGGGCACCCGCCACAUUUUCAUGUUUAAUGAUUUUCUUAAAGCUGGAGCCCAUGUUUCAGAGAUAAGAAUACCAGUUUUAGGACAAAAGCCCUGGGUCUGGGAGUCUCAACAGACAAAGCUCAGCCACUUGUCCCAGUACACUGAAUAAAGAGGUAAAUAGAGCUGGGUGUGGUGGUACAUGCCUGCAGUCCUAGCACUUGGGAGGCAGAGGCAGGAGGAUCACUGUAGUUUUGAGGCCAGCUUAGGCUACAUGGCAAGUUCUAGGCCAGCUUGUGAUAUAAAGGGAGAAUAACACCAAUCAAGCAAACAACAACAAAGCAACCAAAAACAAACAGUAGACAGAUGAGACAGAGAAAGAUUUAGGCAGCAUGGCCGCACUGGGAAGAAUGGAUUGUUAUGUGAUAUUUCUGACAAUAAAGCUUCCUUUGAAUCAGAGGGCGGAGCUAGUCCCUAGCUGACCAAAAUUAACCAGAGGUUUCGGAGGACUGAGGACAGAUAGAGAGAAAGUAGUAAGGCAAGGCUUAGAGAAGAUCUCAGUCCUUUUGAAUGGAGGAACAGAGGCAAUAGGAGGCCACUGGUCACUCCUCUGCUGCUUCUCUGAUCAUUCAGGUUCCCAUAUCUGACUCCCGAUUUUUUGUUGAUAAAGAAUAAUUAGAUAACACAUUAACAGAUAAAGGGGAUGGGUGACACCCAUCCCCAAGUCUAUCUUUAUGGUUUAAACAGGAAGAAUUGAGGCAGGUAACAAGAAGUCUGUAGUCUUGCUUGAGGGUGGUCUGGUUGGACGUUAUCUCAGAACUGGUUCUGCAAACGGAUUCCAGGACAUCCUUAUUGCUAGAGGGACCAUCUGGUUCCGGGGUGAGGUGAUUACUGUCAUGGAAUGUUCUGUCAGCCGAGGCCUGCUGUUCCGGGAAUGCAAGGGGACUGCAGGUUUAAGGCAGCAGCUGGAGACUUUGAGGCACCUUCUGUGAGUCUGGAAAAGGACGUUGUGAAAAGCUGAUUGCAUGGUUCCCCCAGGGUUUGAUCUCUGUAUGUUUAAGGCCAGCCGGGACUACAUACUGAGACCCCAUCUAAACAAUAUAUCCUAGUUCUCUUUGUGUGCCUCCAGCCUUGAAGGGGAGGGAGAUCGGGAAAGCAUCACUGGCAUUUGGACACUGUUUGAGUGGCCAGCAUGCCUAUGUGCAGAAUUAAGCAGGAAUCUGACCCACCCAUGGUUUUAAGAUAAAGAGCAGAUGCCAAAUGAAGGAAGCAGGGAGAUGGUGGCAUACCUGUUCUACUUUGUAUUACCUGUGAGCCCAAGGGAGGGGUCAGCACUCUUUAGAAAAGUGAUUUCUGAGUCCCUGUUAUAGGAAGAUGGGGCUGUGUGAGGGGAGAGGGACUUCCCAGGACACUGGACAAUGGUUGCAGAGGAGGCUGCUUUUUGAGUUUAAUCGGUAGAGGCCAAGGAUGCUGCCACAGCCAACAUUCCAACAAACGCUUGCCCUAGACGAAGAAUCACCUGGGUCCAGUCCCAGGUGUAAGUAUUGGUGAGGCUGAGGAAUGCCAGGGGAGCCAGCAUGAAGCAGCAUCCUCUGUACCUGAGGAAGGAUUCAUAGACUCAUUACUAAAUCUAGGCAAAAAGUACGUCCUGAAAACAGAAUGGAGGGCUGAGUUUGAAACUCCUGCGAAUAGCCUGCAUGGACCUUAUUUUUAAAAAGGAUACAUUAAAAACACAACCCAACAGCCAGAUCAUUUCCAUUCAUUAUUUGUUUAAGGAAAAUAUUAUACCUUCUGUCAACAGAUAGAACACGUCCAGGGGACAAAGUCACAAGGUAAAGGUGAGGUCGAAGUGCGCCCAGAACCUGUGACAUCUGCUGUACUUUUUAUGGAAAAUGCUUUUGGUCUCAUCUUCCCUCUGUUCCUCAAAGGGUCGCUUCCCUCCCAGCCCAAUUUUAAUUGCUCUUUUGGAAGCAAUUUCACAGUCUACAGACCAGGCCGCAGCUCGGCACAUUUGGGCAUAGGGACAACCACGUGUGUCUUAGUUCUAGCCUGCCGUUUAUCACGGGCCAUGAACACUAAUGUCACUGUAGCUGUUAGGGUCAGAGCCUGGGCCCUGGCGGUCCUAACAAGUAGGGCUGUUCCACCUGCCCUCAAUAAGCCAAUUAAAGACACAAAGUAAUAGCAAGAAAACAGAAAAAGAUGUAUUCAAUGUGGCCACGUUGGGAAAGGAAACAAGGUCCAGUAACACUACCAGUCAUCUUCUAGGUUCUGACAUGAGAUAUAGGCUUAAACAGAAGCCACGAGCUACCACCCAGCAUUCAUACACACACACUCACACACACCAUAGUUUAUGGUACCUCUCUCUCCUGCAAUUGGUCUGACAGGUUUUGAGAACUAUAAGAAAUCUCUGGGAGGGAUGCUCCCCCCUGGGAGGGAUGCUCCUCUCUGUGAGGGAUGCUUCCCACUUAGAGGGUUGCUCUCCUCUGGCUGAUGCCAGAAUUCAGCCUUUUCUUUUUCCUAGCAUGAGCUUCCUGGAUAAAUGUCCAUUUGCUGGGGAUAUGGUGUUGAAAGGGAGGGGCACAAAUGUCUCCUUACAAUAGCUAUUCCUGCCAGGGCUGUUCGUUACAUUAAUGCCAAGGAACACUUCUCUACUCUCCUUCCAAAAGUGCUUCCCUCCCGGGUUCCCAUAUUCCUCACUCAUAAACUGCUUCUUCCUAGCGUUUUUUGUAUGCGGAAGAAGGAAGCUUAAGAAUCUUCAUCCAGGGUCGAUCUAGCUGUAACUCAGAAUUGUUCUUAGCUCCAGUCUAACCCAAGCACUCAGAGCCGCAUGCAGCACACACAAGGCAGAGAUGCUCAGGACCAUCUGCAUCCGUUAGGUGGGUUUCUCUCCCCCUUGACUGGUCAAUGCCUGCUCUUUGUAGACGAGCCAGAUGUCCCUGGCUAGCCCAGCCUGUUGGCCGCUGCUUUGCUUGGGCCAUAAGCUCUUUGCCGCUAGGAUUGCCAGCCUGGCCAAAUGCAGAGUCUGCUCCUCAACCCGUUUUCCUGCUAAUCUUGCCAUUCCAAACAAAGACAGUCCAGGUCCAUGUUGGAAAGGGGUACAGCGAUGCUUCAUGCAAUAGCCCCCAUCCUUGUUAGCAGCUAGGCCUGCCAGAGCGGGGCCGGUGUGAGAUCCACAUGUCAAAGCUCACUGAUGAGUCAAAUAAUUAAUGCAGAGUUUGGAAAGUUUUCUCUGCCCUUCCAGAGGCUCUGGAACAGUCUGGUUUGCAGAUGGAGUCAAUUAAAAGGAAACAAUGUCUACCAUUUGGUGCUGGCUCAAAGAAAGCAUAAAAUAAUUUUUUUUUGGCAAAGCCUUGUUCAGCAUUGAAAGUUGAAGUUCUGGGAAUGGGAAAUCAGUUGAAACGGCUCCCCCCACAGGAGGGCUAUAACUGAAUAAUCUCAACGCUGCCACAAUGAGUGUGAUACUUCUCAAAAAGCUCCUGGGAAGUUAGUAAAUAUAUAUACCGAAGGCCAAUAGCAGAAGAAUGUCUGAUUUCUGCUUGACAGGCUAUUAUGGGAUGGGAUGGGAGUGGAAGGCUUUUCCUAGUUUUUCUAUCUUUUUAUUUUGCUUCUCUUCACCCCAUAACCCACCCCUAUCCCAGCUCAAACUCCCACAAAUAUCUUUUCAUAACAAGAGUCUGAUGGAUUCUAACCAACAGGGGUCCCUCUUCAAACACCCAGAUGCAUGUCCUUAUAGGAUGGCAUUAAUUAGGUGGGGUUGGAAGGUGGCCCUCCCUCUGGUUCUUCAGGUUUCCGGAGCUGAAAUACACACAUUUGGAAGUGGUGGAAGACGACGUUGUGUAUCAGGCCGUAGCCCCUAAUUUCAGAGUGGGAAUGGGCCGCACUCCUCUCUGGUCUUUUGGAAUUAUUGUGAUUAAAGUGAGGUUCAGUUCUGCACAAGAGUUGUGGGGAUCGAAGUGGGCCUGGAGGCCACUGUGACAUGCUGACGGUCGUGUCCUUUGGUAAAGAUGCUCUCUGAGAGCACUUUGGGCUAGUUCAUACACACCUGGAGGCUUCCUUCCACAGAGAUCCACUGACAUUAUUAGGCACCUGAUGCGUAUGAGACAUUGCUAGAUUCCCCUGGACUGAAUGCUAGAUGCUGUCCUGCAUGCAGCUGUUUGUGACUGUCUUUUCUUUCUUUUUUUUAUUUUUUUUGUUUUUCUUCCUUUUUAUUUAUUCUUUGUGUCUUUCACAUCAUGCAUCUCCAUCCCAUUCAUUUCCCGUCACUUCAUAUCCACCUUUUGCCCUUGCAACCUCCCCACCAAAAAUAAAAUAAAGUAAAAUUUAAGAGGAAAAUGAAAAAAAGAGAGAGAGAAGGAAAAGUCAGUCUCAUCAUGGAAGCUGUAGCGUGACACAGUGAGUCACACAAUAAACCCUUUUAUCCAUAUAUCUUUACUUGUAAGUGUUCAUUGCAAAGAGUCAUUGGUCUAGUUCGAGGGCCCUGGUUUCUGCUACACUCUUGAUGCUGGGCCCUCAUUGGAACUCUUCUUGGCUAUCCUGCUGUUGUUGCCCUGUGUUGUGGAGAUCCGGCAGCUUUGGGUCCCCUCACAUGCUCCAGCAGAUCACAGAUGGGGUGGGUGUUGGGUUGGACCAACUCAUAACCCUGGUUCUGGGCCUGGGUAGUUGCAGCUUUGGUCAGCCCACCAGCUCUCCCCCGUCCUCACUACCAGGGUGAGCUCUCCUGCAUUGCCCUGUCAAGUUCACCCCUUGCAGUGAUGAGCAAGGGGUGGGGCCAUUUCUCCAGCUUUCACACCCUCAGGGUCAGUUCUCCCACACCUAUGCCUUCAGGGCCAGCUCUACUGUGUUGCCCCGUGGAGGUACAAGGGUCACUCUCCUGAGUACUACAGCUGUUCGGUGAUUUUUAAGAACCACAGGGGCAUGCCAGGAUACAAGAGAAGAUGGGGAAAUGGGACAACAAGACACUGAGCUUAGGGAAAGGUGGGGGGAUCCCACUUGAAGUGCUCAAAGGUGCUUCGAUGCCCAAGGACUUGUCACCCUACAUUCAGCAGGGCGACAGGGCUAUCAUUUUCGGUUUUGUCGUGCCUUUAAUGAUUUGGGUAGCAGUGUAAUGGUAGCUUUGCAGCAUUUGGAAGUGUUCUAGUUCAUGGACCAGUUUGGGAAGCUCUGGCUUCGGUGAUUUCUAAAGGUCUACUAGAAUUCUGCCGUAAACCCAUUUGGGCCAGGCCUGGACCUUUUUUGGUUGAGUACUUUUUUAUUGCUGUCAAUUUGUUCCUUAUGAUGGAUCUGCUUGGGGUUUGUAUCCCUUCUUGGUUUCACUUUGGUAUGUCAUGUAUAUAUUAUGAAAUUCCUCCAUUUCUUUUAGAUUUUUCAAUUUAGUAGAAUAAAGGUGUCCUUACAACCUUCUGUGUUGCAUUGA
Messenger RNA from Peromyscus californicus insignis, 14700 nucleotides. Its product is annotated as chondroitin sulfate proteoglycan 4-like. The coding region runs from base 55 to 7236 and encodes 2393 amino acids. The record is from RefSeq and is a predicted model, not a curated record. Lineage: Eukaryota; Metazoa; Chordata; Mammalia; Rodentia; Cricetidae. The transcript has 10 exons.